AAGAAACAAUUUAUUGUUGAUGAUUGGACGGUGACCGUUACGUCAUUUGAAUGACGACCGCAGCUUUCUCAAGCAGCAACACGCGACACCAGUUCUUCCUGGUAGGAGCUAUCAAGAAAUACCGGGAGGGCUGAGCUGUGUAUUAAUUUACAUACUCUUAAUGGAUUCUUCAUGUUGAUCCCGGCUAUUUUGAAGCUGAGUCGAGCGGAGGUGCGUGUGAGGAGUCUGGCGGCUCAUCUGGGCAAAGUAGCAAUGACAACCGCUGCUUCUAGUGACGAGGCUCCGACUGCUGCCAUCCUCAUCAUCGGGGAUGAGAUACUCAAGGGCCACACGGUGGACACCAACAGCGGCUUUCUUACGCGAGCGUUGCGGAAGCUCGGCGUGUCCGUGCAACGCAUCACAGUCAUUCCGGAUGUCCAGGAUGUCAUCGCCAAAGAAGUGGCUCUCCUUUCUUCUCAGCAUACCCACCUCAUCACCUCGGGGGGCAUCGGGCCCACCCACGACGACGUCACCUUUGAAAGCAUCGCCAUGGCCUUCAACGAGGAGGUCUAUCUCCACCCUGAACUUUCGCAGCUGGUGGAGGAGUUUUUUGGCACGGUGGACAAAAGCAGCCCGGCGAUGAAGUUAGCCAUGGUGCCCAGAUCGGCCAAACUCAAUUUUGGAACAGAUGCUCAGACGGGGAAGCCCCUCCGUUAUCCACUGGUGAGCGUGCGUAAUGUGUACAUCUUCCCAGGAAUUCCAUCUCUAAUGGAGAGAGCCUUUAAUGGGUUGGAACACCUUUUCGCUAGUUCAGGAACCACUUUUCACACUCGUGAGGUGUUUGUGGCUGAGGAUGAGACCGCCAUCGCCCCGGUGCUCACCAAGCUGCAGGCCUCCUGGGGUCGCAAAGUGGCCCUCGGCUCCUACCCAGACUGGCUGAGCAACUACCACCGAGUCAGGCUGGUCCUGGACUCGGACAGCCAGGAGGAGGUGGACAAAGCUCGAGCGCUGCUGAUCGAUUUGCUGCCGACAGGGAGCGUGGUGCCUUUAGUGAAGGAUCCCGUGUCCAUUGCCACGGCUGAAGUGUACACGUUAGCUAACACCGGCUCACCGCUGGGGGAGAAAGUCGCAUCUGCCUUGAAGACAGUCGAAGCGGCGCUAGAUCGGUAUUCCAUGGAGGAAGUCUGCAUCGGCUUUAACGGCGGCAAGGACUGCACGGCGCUGUUGCAUCUCUACUACGCUGCACUGAAGAGACGCUACCCGGAAAGUAAAGACAAAGUGAAAGCCCUUUACAUUCGCAUCGUCUCUCCGUUCUCAGAAAUGGAGCGCUUCCUUCAGGACACCAUCAAAAGAUACGACUUGGAUCUGUUCUCCGUGGAGGGCAGUAUCCGCCAGGCGCUGAGCGAGGUGCAGGAACGGCGACCCGAGCUGAAAGCCGUCUUGAUGGGCACCAGGAGGAGCGACCCUUACUCUCACACGCUAACCCCCAUGUGCCCCACGGACCCCGACUGGCCGACUUAUAUGAGAGUCAACCCUUUACUGGACUGGACCUACCAUGACAUUUGGUCCUUCUUGAGAACAUUAUACGUUCCCUAUUGCAUUCUUUACGAUAAAGGGUACACGUCCCUGGGCAGCAUGGACAACACGUGUCGAAACGCGGCGCUGCAAGUGGUGGAUGAAAGAGGAGUGAAGCGCUUCCAGCCAGCCUACCUAUUAGAAAAUGAAGAAGAGGAGCGGAAUUCCCGUGCCUGACACUUACACGCCUGUACACAAACAUGUUUUUGUUUUCAAAGUCCGUUCAGUUGCAGAAAUAGCCGUUCAAAAAAAAAGAACUGUAUUUGUAAAUGCUAAAGUGUGUCUUACUGAGCUAUAAGCUUUUUACGCUGCUGAAUAAAGUAAUCAAAUUGUCUUUA
This is a messenger RNA of Syngnathus typhle (broad-nosed pipefish), 1892 nucleotides long. It is a transcript of the gene flad1, whose product is annotated as flavin adenine dinucleotide synthetase 1. Gene Ontology annotation, molecular function: FMN adenylyltransferase activity. The transcript has 11 exons. Gene Ontology annotation, biological process: FAD biosynthetic process. Lineage: Eukaryota; Metazoa; Chordata; Actinopteri; Syngnathiformes; Syngnathidae. The coding region runs from base 172 to 1731 and encodes 519 amino acids. The record is from RefSeq and is a predicted model, not a curated record.